Molecule: messenger RNA, 1611 nt
Organism: Lodderomyces elongisporus
Lineage: Eukaryota; Fungi; Ascomycota; Pichiomycetes; Serinales; Debaryomycetaceae
Exons: 1
Coding region: 1-1611 (536 amino acids)
Biological process (GO): transcription by RNA polymerase II
Source: RefSeq, a predicted model, not a curated record
AUGGACUUUGUUGGAGAAAUCAUUGAGCAUGAAAUUGAAGAGCCCACGGCACCCUUGGAACCCACAACUCAAGGAUCCGAUUUGUUAAAUACAGGGUUUCCUGAUCCCUUGAACCAUAAGAAGAGAUACAAUUCGCGAUGGACGAUGAAGCGUAGAGCCAAGCCAGCCACAAGUAAAGUAGAUGAUGUCAGAAUCAAAACCGUUUCUAAGGGAAAUACCACUGCUACUACUACUACUGUUACUACUACUACUACUACUACUGCUACUACUGGUGGUUCUUCCUUAUUAUCUGAUAACCGUGAUGAGCAAACUGAGCCAGUAUCGGAAGCUGAGCAAAUAAAUCAGGAAAAUAUAGCAAAACUCAACCUGAUGACGGAUGCAGAGAUAAUGGCUGAACGAGAAUCCAUAUUGAAACAGCUAAAUCCUAAACUUGUGCAGAGUCUUAUCCAAAGGCUGCAAAAGCGAGACAAGGGUCCCACCUCCGAAGGACAUAAAGAGGGUUCUGACCAUACUCACAGGCAUCAACACGCAGAGGGCUAUAAUGGAUGGAUUGGCGGAAUGAAGACUGAGCGCGGAAUACAAGAUCUCUCUCAAUUGGACAAAGCCGAUGUGGAUAAGGCAUUGGGAUUUGAUUUGAAUUUAAAUUUGGAUGGAGAAACAAAACGGGCAGGUACUAGAGCGAGGAAAACAGUUACUUUUGAUGAUAACAAUCUCGCUACUGUUGAUGGAGAGCAAACGGUGGAAAACUUUACACACAAGGGUGGUUAUUUAGGACCUCAGGGUGAACUGGAAUUACUGCUGGAACCACAGUCAGAACAAGAAGUGCUUGACAAAGUGGCACCAAAAGACUAUCAAAUAAUUGAUUCCGAUGACGAAGAAAUGAAUAACGAUACUGUUCACUUUACAAAACCUAACAACAGUGAUCCUGACUUGGAUAUAAAUGAUCCUGAUUUUUUUGAUAAGCUACAUGAGAAAUACUACCCCGAUUUGCCAAAAGAAACCGAAAAGCUUUCAUGGAUGACAAAACCAAUGCCAGUACAAGUCUCGACUACUUAUGAAAGUAUAUCGGAUAUGAGGUUCGACUUUAAGGGUAACUUAGUCCAGAUUAAUAUAGACAAAGAGGAUGUCACAGAUUCGUUAAAUGGAGGAAGCAGAGAAGGGAAAGGAGAAAUUCCCACAUACCUUGGUCUCCAUCAUCAUUCAGAAAAUCCACAUAUGGCUGGGUAUACAUUGAGUGAACUUGCACACUUGAGUCGGUCUACACAGCCAGGACAGAGGUGCAUUAGCAUACAAACAUUGGGAAGACUAUUACAUAAGCUUGGUAAGCACGAGUUCAAUAUCUUGCCCAUAAAUGAAAGCCAAGGUGAUUUUGGAAACGAGAGUGAAAGCGAUGCCAACUUAAAGGAGAUGAUGCACCAUUUCGAAAGUAUGAUGUGGGAUUUGGUAGACGAAUUGAGGAUUGUAGAAAGCUUAACAGAGGCUGCUGACGAAAAACGGACAAGAAAUCUAUCAGUGAGAAAUUACGCCAUUGAAGCGUUGUGGCUAUUAAAAACUGGUGGCGGAAGACCUGCUCGUGAGGAAAUUAAAGAUGCAAUGGCCAUAGCUGUUUAG